UCCUGGCUGUUUUGCUUCCUUACAAAUUCCUGUCUGUUGUCAGUUAACACAGCGAUGCUGGGAACAACACUGAAAUGCUGCUCACAGGGAAGUUAGACAUGCUCUUUUAAAAGGUAAAACAGAAGAGGAUUAUUAGGAAGGAUGAAUCGCUCGUGUGUCAGCUGCUUGAAAACAAUGGUGGUCAGUCUCAACUUUCUGUGCUGGCUGUGCGGUGGUUUUGUGGUGGGUUUUGGGGAGUUCCAGAUGAUACACUCCAAGUACGCCUCCCUCGUCACAACCUUCUGGCCCAUCUACCCCGCCAACACUCUGGUGGUCACCGGCACCAUCGUCAUGUGUGUGUGCUACAUGGGAGUGUUGGGAGGCAUGAGGGAGAGCCGCUGCAUGCUCAUCACUUUCUUCAUUCUGUUGGUCAUCCUGAUGCUGGUGGAGCUAGCCAUGGCACUCGUGUUCCUGAUCUACAGCAGAGAGAUUGACUCGUUCUUUGAGAAAGACCUGAUGCGAAGUUUGGAGAUCUACAGGCAGUCCAGUCCAGAAGGCAACAAGACCAUAAAAGAUGACUUUGAUGCUGUCCAGCACCUGUUCAGGUGCUGUGGAGUUCAUGGGCAGGCAGACUGGAAGGGAAACAUCCCAAUCUCCUGUUGUACCAAGGACCCCUGUAACAUCCCCUUCAACACCAACUGGCAAGAGGGGUGUGUCGAUAAACUGAAGAACUGGUUUGCCAGUAACUACCUCAGCACAGGCGCAGGUGUUGUCACAAUGUUUAUCAUACAGUUUAUUUGUCUGUCCAUCUCCAUCCCCCUGUUCUGCCACUUCAAGAGACAUGGGCUGGGUUACCAAUGAGAAGGAGCCAAAUCAAAAAGGAGCCGUUUCAAGCUGUAUCACAUUUUUAUUCAUCAGACUGGAAUCUGCCAAAGUGUUGAUAUUAGGAUGCCAUAUAUUUUCCAAAAGGAAGUCAUCUGAAGAAAAAGCCCUUGAGCUCUUUUUCUGUACUUGUACAGUCAGUGUAAACCAUCUUCAAUCAUCAAUUUUCUUUUUUGACUGUGCUUGAUUAGAGCAACCUCGAAGUACUAUUAAACUCCUCUGUGCUGUUUAACGUAAAGGUCACAUAUUAUACACAAUACACUUCACUAUGUUUUUCUAACACUACCAUGUCCCCUAGUCUGUCUACAAACCCCCCAAUUAUGAGAAAAAUCCAUCCUCCUCAUCUUUUACCUGCUCCACCUUUCCGGAAAAUGUGUGCUCAAACAGGUGGGUGACACUCCCACAGCUAGGUGUUUGUUCUGCCCUCUGAGUCUGCCUUCUCACCGUGAACAAUAGGACAUGGAGCGAGAAAGCCCGAGCCAUCCGAGCCCUUCCAGAGAGGGGACGUGGUCAGACACAGCUCAUUUACAUAUUUAAAUGUUCAGACACAGAAACAGCCUGUUCUACGCAGGGCUGAAAUAAAGCCUUUUCACACAUACUCUCCUGAAAAACUCUGGAGAUUAGGCUACCUGGAUGGGCUUUAGGUUAUAUGUGACCGCAAACAGCUGAAUUUUUCGCGCAGACUUUACCCGGAGUUUCUCCGGCCAGACAUCUAGUAUUUUUUCCACAGAAAGUCCAAGUGAGUUGAUGUCUGAACGCGGCAGCAUAUACUCCGGAGGACUCACCUCACUAUGAUCUCCAUGAACGUAAUUAAACGGCUUCAUUAUGUUUUCUGUUCAUCAGUAAGUUGUUCUCCACUCUUUUGUGGAUGUUGUCAUUUCAUUGGACUACAAAGACAAGACAAAUAUUCUCAUUAUAGCGUCGUGUAGUGGACUCUGUUGCUCCGCCCGCUACUUCCGCGUUGUUUAUUUACGUCAUGUCUUAAGUCAGGAAAUCCCCUGCGGCCCCUCCCCUCUGACAGGGAAAGUCCCCCGCUGUGAGGAGCAUAUGUGAACAGCUAGGUCAGGAGAAUUUCCGGAGCAGUCCUCCUGAAAUUAUCUAGAUAUUAUCCAGAGAGCAUAUAUGAAAACGGCUAUUGAGGGGUAUGACCAUCACCAAAUACAGGAUCAGAGUGGAUUUAGAACAAGAAACUUCACACAGCUGUGGGUGCUCUGAGACUUAAUUAAACUGGUUGAAGAGGAGGAUACUAUGUGACCUUUAAGAAACACAAAUGCACAUACUGGUCUGCCCCACUAUACUUUUGAUCUGCUUCUAUUUGUAUGAUGUUUUUUUCUGGUGUUCUGCGAUGGAUUCAAGUCCGAGCCACAGAUCACUGUUAUCUUUAAGAUUCCCUCGAUGUAAGACAUUAUACUUUAUUUUGAGAAGGCUUUUUCAGCAGGUAAAGUACCAGCUUCGUUUGUUUUAUUUUUAUGCCAAGGGUUGUCUCUAGAAAAGCACACACAAAACAUUUCCAAAUCAAACUGAAAUAUAGCCCUUAUACUUCAUUUUGAAAUUAUUGAAUUCAGUUUGGCUGCUUCUCAUCUUCAUUACCAGUCUAAGUUAUCAAUCAGCUUAUUCAUGAGGAUUUGGUUAUAAGGUAGGCUAACUAACAUCUCCUGCUAUGGCUCUUAUUGGACCGCUAAUGCUGUAUCAUUCUUUUUCUUUUGCAAUUAUCAUCAUGUUUUAUUAAUAUGUAGAUUUUUGUAAUGAUACUUCCUGUUAACAAGGAACAAAUAUCUGUUCUUCAUCAGUUCCAUUAACACUGCCAGCAGAGGGAGAUGAGCUGCAUUAACUUCUAAAGCUACAGCGAGCAGCUGGGACUGUUUUAUAACCAUAGUGUUGUGUUGUAUAAUGAGUUGUAUAUAAUUAAUUUUAAUUAAAAGUUAAACCACUUGUUCCUGUUCAGGUAGACCUUUUCUGACAGGAUGUUCAAACUCUUGAAUGGCGUUAAUGGUUUCUUGGCACUUCCAACAUUUGGCGCAGUAGUUAAGGGAAAUGUACCAUAAUUAAUAAAAUCAGGAGUGUCCUAUCAAUUAUGUCAAAAUGAUGUAAUUUUAAUAAAAAUCUGAAAUGAUUUGAAAA
Molecule: messenger RNA, 2982 nt
Organism: Labrus bergylta (ballan wrasse)
Lineage: Eukaryota; Metazoa; Chordata; Actinopteri; Labriformes; Labridae
Product: leukocyte surface antigen CD53
Cellular component (GO): plasma membrane
Source: RefSeq, a predicted model, not a curated record